AUGUAUGACGGUUAUCUCCCACCCACAAAAAACGGCGUGGAGCCGAAGCGCCCCAGCCGCCCCGUCAACAUCACUCCACUGGCACGGCUGUCGGCCACUGUCCCCAACACCAUCGUCGUGAACUGGUCCUCAGAGUUUGGCAGGAAUUACUCGCUGUCGGUGUACCUGGUGAAGCAGCUGACGUCGGUGACGCUGCUGCAGAAGCUGAGAGCCAAGGGCAUCCGAAAUCCGGACCAUUCACGAGCCCUGAUCAAGGAGAAGCUGACAGCCGAUCCCGACAGCGAGAUAGCUACGACGAGCCUCCGAGUUUCCCUCAUGUGUCCUCUGGGCAAGAUGAGGCUGAUCGUGCCCUGCCGCGCCAUCACCUGCAGCCACCUCCAGUGCUUCGACGCCGCGCUCUACCUGCAGAUGAACGAGAAGAAACCCACCUGGACCUGCCCUGUGUGCGACAAGAAAGCGCCCUACGACAGCCUGAUAAUCGACGGGUUGUUCAUGGAGAUCCUCAACUCCUGCACGGACUGCGACGAGAUCCAGUUCAUGGAGGACGGCUCCUGGUGCCCCAUGAAGCCCAAGAAGGAGAAGCAGGAGCUGUGCCAGGCGCCUGCGUUCAGUGGGAUCGAGGCCAGUGCCCUUUACACUGUCAGCUCCGAGGGCAAGAGCUCUUCGGAAGGCAAGAAGCCCGUGGAGGUGAUCGACCUGACACUGGACAUUGAGGGGGAGCCGCCUGCCAAGAAGCAGUGCUUGGUCUCCAGCGCGGCUCUGCCGGCAGCGGCUGGGCCCAAGGGGGCAUUAAGUAUUGAUCACCAGCCGUCCUCUGUGCUUCGCAGCCCUGCCAUGGCAGCUCUCAGCAGCGAUUACCUCUCCAGCCUCCCCAUCCCUGACUACCAUCCUUCCUACCCCGUGUCCUCCGAGCUUCAAGGCCUGGAUUUGUUUUCCUUCCUUCAAAGUGAAAAUCAGCAUUACAGCCCGUCCGUCAUCACCUCCCUGGACGAGCAGGACGCGCUCGGCCGCUUCUUCCAGUACCGAGGCGCCUCCAGCCACUUCCUCAGUGUCGCCCCCCUGUCCCCGGCCGUGGGGGGGUCCCACGGCGCCCGCGUCAGCAGCGUCGUCACCGCCAGGGACAGCCCC
Molecule: messenger RNA, 1128 nt
Organism: Mesitornis unicolor (brown roatelo)
Lineage: Eukaryota; Metazoa; Chordata; Aves; Mesitornithiformes; Mesitornithidae
Gene: PIAS3
Product: protein inhibitor of activated STAT, 3
Biological process (GO): regulation of transcription by RNA polymerase II; protein sumoylation
Molecular function (GO): SUMO ligase activity; transcription coregulator activity; zinc ion binding
Source: RefSeq, a predicted model, not a curated record